This is a messenger RNA of Argentina anserina (silverweed cinquefoil), 2049 nucleotides long. Its product is annotated as O-fucosyltransferase 8. Lineage: Eukaryota; Viridiplantae; Streptophyta; Magnoliopsida; Rosales; Rosaceae. Bases 55 to 1899 code for a protein of 614 amino acids. The transcript has 10 exons. The record is from RefSeq and is a predicted model, not a curated record.
UCUUGGAAAAUAGAGAUGGUGUAAUUGAAGCUGUGUUGAAAGAAAGAGAUUACAAUGGGAAAGCAAGGGAGCAAAGAAUAUGAUCCUUCUAAUGCUGGAAGAAGAAUGUCAGGAGGAGAUUACAGUUUAAAUUCCAAAAUGGUGUGGCUGCAUGGCCUGAAAAGUCAUGACUUUCAUGUUCUAAGAAGUCAUUCUAUGAAGUACAGUACUUGUAAGGGAAGCUAUGUGGGGAGAAAGCAUUUGUGGCUCCGGAAAGAUGUGAAGUCAAUCGUUUUUGUGUUUGUUUUGAUGAGUUUCCUUAUCCUGCUGGAUUCAUUUCUGGUAUCCUUUUUUGAUUCCAUGAUUCUUCAGAACAGUUCAACUUCAAGAAAAUCUCCGGGGCUUAAGGAGGACGAAAGUAAUGCCUACAUUAUGAAAGAAACAUCUCCAGUUCAGAUGUACGAUCGGCUUCAGAAGUUAGCAUCUGCAUCCAUUGCAAAGAAAGAGUCCGAGCAAGAGUCAUCAAGCUUAUGGGAGGAACCAAAUAGGAGGCAAGUUGCUGCCUGGAAACCUUCUGCGGAUAGAAAAGUUUCGAAAAGCCUAGGAAAAUAUAAGAAUAGUAAUGGCUACAUACUAGUCAGUGCAAAUGGUGGUCUCAAUCAACAACGAGUUGCUAUUUGCAAUGCUGUUGCUGUGGCAUCUCUUCUGAAUGCUACUCUUGUUAUUCCAAGAUUUCUUUACAGCAAUGUGUGGAAUGAUCCGAGCCAAUUUGGUGAUAUUUACCAAGAAGAAUAUUUUAUAGAUGUAAUGAAGGAUGAAGUAAACAUUGUCAAGGAACUCCCUUCUCAUUUGGCAUCACUAGACCUUGAAGCAAUUGGAAGCCUUAUUACUGAUGCCGAUCUCGUGAAGGAGGCAAAACCAACUGAUUAUAUGAAAACAGUGCUUCCUGUUCUCUUGAAAAAUGGAGUUGUUCAUUUCCUGGGAUAUGGGAAUCGACUAGGCUUCGAUCCAUUGCCUUCUGAGCUUCAGAGACUACGAUGCAAAUGCAAUUUCCAUGCUUUAAAAUUUGCGCCCGAUAUCCAAAGAGUUGGUUCUUUGCUGGUUAAAACGAUAAGGAAAUAUGAUGCUGCAAUGAGCCUGUUGGACAACCAAUUGCUUGGAGACUUCAUGCAUAGCAUUCACUCAAAACAGCAGGAUGUUGCAGCUAGAGGCCCGUUCAAAUAUCUUGCUCUACACUUGAGAUUUGAGAUUGACAUGGUAGCCUACUCGCUCUGUGACUUUGGAGGUGGAGAAAGUGAGAGAAAUGAACUCCAAGCAUACAGAGAAGUGCAUUUUCCUCUGCUCAUCGAACGCUUAAAGAACUCAAAGUCUGUUUCUCAAAGUGAGUUGAGAAAGUUGGGGAAAUGUCCACUGACACCGGAAGAAGCAGCACUAGUUCUUGCUGGUGUGGGUUUUAAGCAUAGAACUUACAUUUACCUAGCUGGAUCUCAGAUAUAUGGUGGAAACUCCAGGAUGAAUUCCUUCACCGACCUUUAUCCUAAUUUGGUCACAAAGGAAACACUUCUCACACCAAGUGAACUUGCACCUUUUCAAAACUUUUCUUCCAAGUUAGCGGCACUAGAUUUCAUUGCCUGCGCAACUGCUGAUGUGUUUGCUAUGACUGACUCCGGGAGCCAACUAUCCUCCCUGGUAUCUGGAUUUCGAACCUAUUACGGUGGCGGUAAUGCGCCUACUCUGCGGCCUAACAAGAAGAGGCUAGCAGCAAUUUUGUCUGAGAAUAGUACCAUAGGGUGGAACAGUUUUGAAGACAGAGUUAAAAAGAUGAUCGAGGAAGGUCAAAGGGUACAUGUCAGGAGGUUUGGUCGAAGCAUAUAUCGACAGCCAAGAUGCCCACAGUGCAUGUGUAAAUCCUACCUGUAAUGUUUUUCAAACAUUACGUUCAUUUUUUGAUGCCAUAUGAUUCUUUAAUUGGUAGCUGCACAGUUGUAGGAGUUCUUUUCUUUUGCCCUUUUACCAUUUCUGUUCACUUGUCUACCAGUCAUGAAUAUAUUAGUUUGUUCUUGCAAAUAC